CCCCAAGAUGGCGGCGCCCGGCACCUAGCGGUCCCCGCGGCGAGCGCUGCCUGCCGGCCCCGGCGGGGCCCCCCCCGGCCGCCAUGGACCUGCUGUUCCUGCUGCUCCGCGGGCUGCGGGCGGCCCUGGACCUCCUGCUGCUGCUGCUGGACCUCAACUUCUUCCUGGUGUCCUCGCUGGUGUCGGCGCUGCUCUGGCUGCUCGCCGCGGCCUGCAGCCUGCCCGCGGCCGCGCUGGCGUGCUGGGACGGGCUGCUGGGCUCGGCGGCGGCCCUGGCCCGGGCGGCGGCGCAGGGGCUGUGCGGGCUGCUGCGCGGCGGGCUGGAGGCGCUGCGGGCGGCGGGGCACCUCCUGGCGCACCUGGCGCUGCGGGGCCGGGAGCUGCUGCUGCGGGAGCUCUGCGGGCUGCUGGGCGGCGGCCAGGCCCUGGCCAGGCAGCUCGGGGAGGGCCUGGCCAUCGGCACCAGCCUGCUGGCUUACCUGGUCAACAGCCUGCUCAACCUCUGCCUCCUCGGCACGCAGAACCUCUUCACGCUGGCGCUGGCGCUGUGGGACUCGGUGGCCGGCCCCUGCCUGCGGGCCGCCGACCUGCUGGCUGCCCUCCUGGCCCACGUCUGCAGCGGCGCCAUCGCCGUGGCCAUCCUGCUCUGGUCGCCCUGCCAGCUGGCCUGCGAGCUGCUGGCCGCCGCCGCCGAGCUCUUCGUCAGCGUCUUCUUCGUGAACAUCUACGGCCUGGGCUUGCUGCUCCUGAUCGCUGUCAUCGGCGCCUUUGUCUUCAACCCCGGGCUGCUGUGGACGCUGGCAGGCUACGUGCUGGGCUGCCUGAACGCGCUGCCCUCCUACCACCGCCUGCAGCGGGACGCGUGGAGGCUCUACCAGGUGGCAGUGCUGACGCUGGGCAUGGCUAUGACCUCGCAGGCUUGGCGCAGGUUGGUGGACUGGAGCCUGCAGGUGACCGACUGGAGCCGAGGAGGCAGAACGCCGAACCGGGAGAGCGCCCAGCGAGGGGCACCUGUGCUGGCACCGAGACCUGCGGCCCCCAGCAGGCUGACGCUGGCAGGGGCUGGCCAGCUGCCGGCCGAGCACGAGGACCCCCUGGAGGCAGAGCAGGGGCCACAAACGCGGCCAGCCCUGAGUCGAAGUGCCGCGGCAGGACAGCGUCUCCAGCCUCCCCGGGAGGAACCAAGCACCUGCAGGGGGAAAGGUCCGCGGAGGCAGCAGCUGAACGCAGCAGCAGCUGCGGAUGCUGAGGGCACUCCAGAUAACGACCCCUGGAUGCUCCUGAAAGAACAAGAGGAACGUAAGAAAUGUGUCAUCUGCCAAGACCAAACCAAGACCGUGCUGCUGCUGCCCUGCAGGCACCUGUGCCUGUGCCAGGAGUGCACGGAGGUGCUGCUGCAGCAGGCCAUCUACCAGCGCAACUGCCCCCUGUGCCGCCAGAUGAUCCUCCAGACGCUCAACGUCUACUUGUGAGCCCCAGGGCUGCCUCUGUUCCUUUCGGUCGAGGGCACUCCUGACUGCCUCUUGGCAGGAAGCAGAACUUCCCCAGGGCUGCUUUAAGCAGCUUCCACAGAACUAAGGGUGGUGCUGAGAAGGCAGCAGGCUGCUGGGAGUGCCUGCUGGCCAGAUCUGCUGUGUGACCGGCUCGUAGGUCUCGCUAGCAAGAGCUGUUGCUGAUCUCUGCAGCAGGCUGAAAGAGCAAGAUUGUUGUUGUUGUUGUUAACUUCUGUGGUCUCAGGGCCUGUUGCCUUGAGUCUGCAGCAAUCUGAGACAGAGAGCAGAGGGGAGAAGGAUGCUCUGGUCCCUCCUCGUCAAAGCUGAUGGCAAGGUGAAAGGCUGUGUCCUCCUGGGAAUCACAGGGCCUGGUGCAAGGCAAGGGAGGGCUUUUCCCAGGGUCUGACCAGAAAACUGCCUGGCAGACUGCAGUCAGACCUCUGUUUCCUCCUCCCACCAUCCAAGUUGGGGAGCUCCCUUGGAAGGGAAAAGGAUGCUCCUUUUGGAAAAGUCCUAGGAGGGCAGUGAGCACAUUCCAGCUUUUUAGGCUUUGCUGUCAGAGGGCUGAGCCUGGCUUUCAGCUGGGAAAGAGCAGGGUUCUGGGGGUAUUUCACAAUCCUUCCCCUGUGGCUUUGGGGUUUGAGCUUCCUUUUCCCCUUGCCAAGACAAGGAAGGGCCCUGCUGGGAGCAGCUGCAGAGCUCAGUGUUGUUGCUUUCACACAUCACCUAUGCAAGAGCAGCAAGCACACAGCAGGUCACUCACCUGGGGAGGCUGGAGGGAGUUACUUUAUCUGCUCGGGGAACCCGAGGGCUGGUUGGCUGCUCAGUGCUUGCAGCCCUGGCAGCAGCAGCAACCCCACACAUCUGAGCCGGUGCUGGAGACUCCUCUCUGGGUAAUGCACAUUUUCUUCAGGCUGAGAGCUCAAUGGAACUGGGCACUUCACACCAGUGCUUGCUUGCUGCUUUCCAGGCUGUGCUGGGUAGAGAAAAAAAACUCUUGGGGUGG
Messenger RNA from Pogoniulus pusillus (Red-fronted tinkerbird), 2499 nucleotides. RefSeq names its product ring finger protein 26 (gene RNF26). The transcript has a single exon. Gene Ontology annotation, molecular function: ubiquitin protein ligase activity. NCBI's taxonomy places the organism in Eukaryota, Metazoa, Chordata, Aves, Piciformes, Lybiidae. Bases 84 to 1472 code for a protein of 462 amino acids. The record is from RefSeq and is a predicted model, not a curated record. Gene Ontology annotation, biological process: ubiquitin-dependent protein catabolic process; protein ubiquitination.